AUGUCCCGGCUGCGCCUCUGGCUCCUCCUUACCUGGCAACCGUUGUGGCUUUUGGUUCAGGCUGCUCAGCCUCUGGAGUGGGCCCAGGGCCCUGUCCAGUUGACCUCGGACCCCCCAGGGCUGACUGAGCCCUGGUCUUCACACUCCUCUGACCUCCCGCCCGAAUCGCCCCAUGCACUCACACCCCUGGCAGAGCCGGGGGUUUUUAAUUACUUGACUUCCUCCUCUCCAGACCACAUGUUGGCCCUGCCUCAUGAGGAUCUGAGUGAGACUCUGGUUCCAUACCUGGACUCGGAUUCAGCUGGAGAGCUGUUGGCAGAGCCAGAUAAGUUUGCUAUUCUACACGAGGAUCUGGAUGACAAGCUAACCCAGCAUCAAAAGCUCCCAGCAGCGGUUCCAGUGCUAGAUUGGGAUCAGAAUCAAGCCUUGGUUCUGCCUCCUCGACACAAAAGUAAGGCUAAAACUGUAGGUCUAGAUCAGGCUGAAAAUCACCAAUCAUUUGAAAUACUUGUUCCACCUCUAGGUAGUAAGAGCUCAAAACCAACGAAGUUUAUUGUUUCACCCUCAAACCUGAAGAAAGAUCUUGUUAAGCAUCGACCUCUUGCCAAAGUUGUUGUUGGAACUACAAGACAACUUGGAAAAAAAAAUCAGGGCCUAGAAGAACUGCAGGAUGAUUAUUUAGAUUCCAAUAUGGAUGCCUUUUAUCCUGAGGAGAGCCUACCUACGGAUUUUCUGGGGAGCCCAGAUCAACCUCCAGAGCCCCCUGAGGCUGAAAUUUCUUCAUCUCAGCAGGCGUACCACACUCGCCGACCAUUGCCCACCGAGCAGUUGGAAUCUUUAUCCCAACAAGAGUCGCCUGAGGAGGCUGAAUCUUUUUCAUCCCAGGAGGAGGCCCAGGCUCAGCGUCUGGAGCCCACUGAAGAGGUAGAACCACCUCUACUUCAACAGGAGGCUCUGUCUCAGCCUUCAGAGGCCCCUGAGGAAGUAGAAACCUCAAGCCCUGAGGAGGCCCUAGCCCAGCCUUUGGAGACACCUAAGGAGACUGUAGCUCAACCAGUAGCACAUCAUAAAGUUCAGCAGUCACUCUUGCACAAUGUCACUGUUAAACCUCUGGAUCUGGUGCUUACCUUGACUCCAGAGGUCACUAAAGAGGUGGAACCUUCUCCAGUCCAGCAGGAGGUCCUAUCUCAGCCUCCAGAGCACUUUGAGGAGGUUGAACCUCUUCCAGCCCAACAGGAGGGCCCAUCUGAGUUUCCAGAGCAACAGGAAGGGGUUGAAACUCCAGUCCAGCCAGAGGACCUAUCUCAGCCUGCAAAGCACCCUGAGACAGUUGCAUCUGUGCUCCAUCAAGAGACCCCAACUCAAGCUCCAGGGUUCCCUACUGAGUAUGUACUCCAAAUUCCAAUUAGCGAUGAGGUAAUAGUUCAACAUGGCAUUCAACAUCAGGUUCAUUCAAACCUGCACAAUGUUACAUUUCAACCUCAUAAUUUGAAACUUGCCAUCACUCCUACAAUCAUUAAGAAAACUAAAUUUCCUGCAACUCAGCAGAAGCCUCCAGAGACCCUGGGGGAGGUUGAACUUUCAAGUGAGCAGGAGCAACCAGCUCAGCCUUCUGAGCUUACUGGGGAAGUUGAAGCUAUUCCAAGCCAGCAGGAGACCACAGGCCAGACCCCCGAGGAAGUGGAGCCUUCUUCAAGUGAACAGGAGCAACUAACUCAGCCUUCUGAGCCUACUGGGGAAGUUGAACCCUCUCUCACCCAGCAGGAGACCCUGACUCAGCUGUCAGACUCUUUUGGAGUAGCUGGAUCUUCUCCAGUCCAGGAGGAAGAUGCUGCUCUGUCUCCAGAGUCCCCUAAUGAGGCUGAAUCUUUUCCCACCCAGCAGGAGACUCUAGCUCUGUCUCCAGUGGAGACAGAAUCUGCUGCAACCCUGGUGGAGCAACCUACUCAACAUUCAAGCAUAUCCAAUGUCACUGUCAAACCUGCAGAUCUAGAGCUUACCCAUGAGCAACCAGCUCAGCCUCCAAAGGACACCAACGAUGCUGCUACUCAACCUUUAGUAGAGAAUGAGCCCCCUCAGAAUGUAGGAUCUUCUCCAAACCAAGAGGAGUUCCCAGCCCCACCCCUUAAAGAGAUAGAACCUUCUCCAGCCCAGCAGGGCUCCCCAUCUCAGCCUCCAGUGCCACCUACAGAGGUUGUAGCACAAACUCCAAUGCUUUAUGAGGUGACAGUUUCAACACCAGGACAGGAUCAGACUCAUCAUUCAAACUUAACCAGUGCCACCAUCAAACCUUUGGCCCAGAAGCCUACCAUAACUCCAGAACCUUCUACACCCCUGGAGGCGACAAUUCCUAAUCCAGAGCAGGUUCAGGUUCAACAUCCAACCUUGACUGAGGUCACAGUUCAACCUUUGGACCUUGAACUGAGCAUAAAGUCAGAGCCUACCAAGGAGGAAGAACCUUCUCCAACCAUGCAGGAGCUACCACCUCAGCCUGUAGAGCCACCUAAGGAGGUUGUGGCUGAUUCAACUCCAGGCCAGUAUCAAGCUCAGAAUCCAACACUGCCAAGCAUCACAGUUCAGCCUCUCAACCCGGAGCCUACUGUAACUCCAGAGCCUACUGUAGAAGCUGAAUCUUCUACAGCUCUUCGUCCCAAACCCCCUGAGGUGACACUUCCAAAUCCAGAGCAAGUUCAGUCUCAAUUGACAGAAUUCACAGUUCAACCUUUGGACCUGGAACUUACCAUAACUCCAGAAUCUACGAAUGAGGCUGAAUCUUCUCCAGCCAUGCAGGAGACCCCAGCUCAGCAUCCAGUGCAGCAAGAGGUGACUGUCCCAAUGCCAGCUCAGAGCCAACUGCUGCCCAGUGUCACAGUUCAACCAUCGGGCCAGAGGCCUAACACAAUUCCAGAACCUACGACAGAGGCUGAAUAUUCCACAGGCCUACAGCAGACUGCAGCUAUUCCACCAUACCCCGAGUUAACACAGCCACAUCCAAAGCCAGUUCAGUCUCAGCGCCCAGCCUUGAGUGGGGUCACCUUCCAAUCUUUGGACCUGGAACUUACACUAACUCCGGAAUCCACUGUGGAGGUUGAACCUUCUCCAACUGCGCAGCAGACCCAAGCUCAGCCUCCGGACCUGGAGCUUACCGUAACUCCAGAGCCUGCUACAUCUGAACAUUCUACUGCCCUGCCACAGACCACAGCUCCUCCUCCAGAACAGCCUGAGGGGACACUUGCCCAGCCAAACCUGACUGAAGUCACGAUUCAGCCUAUGGACGUGGAAGUUAACGUUACCGCAGUGAAUAAUACAGAGGCUGAACCUCCUCCAACCCUUCAGGAGACCCCAAGCAAGGAUCAAAGAAAGAAGCAACCAGUACAGAAUGCCACCACAACCAUCAAUGUAUGUAAGCUCUGUACCUGCAAAGAUGAGACGCUGUCGUGUGUUGGUCUGAGUGCAAAGCAGAAGCUCCACAGAGUGCCUGAGCCAGGGCCCAACUCCUACAAUGGCACCUUCACCAUCUUAAAUUUCCAAGGAAACUAUAUUUCUUACAUUGAUGAAAAUAUAUGGAAGGCAUACCGUUGGGCUGAGAAACUAAUUCUCAGUGAAAAUUCUUUGACUGAAUUACACAAGGACUCAUUUGAAGGCUUGCUAUCCCUCCAAUAUUUAGAUUUAUCCUGCAAUAAAAUACAGUCUAUUGAAAGACGUUCAUUUGAACCACUUCCUUUUUUGCAGUUUAUAAAUCUUGGUUGCAAUUUACUCACAGAACUGAGCUUUGGAACAUUUCAGGCCUGGCAUGGAAUGCAGUUUUUACACAAGUUAAUUCUCAAUCGUAAUCCUUUGACAGCAGUGGAAGAUUCGUAUCUUUUUAAAUUGCCAGCAUUAAAAUAUUUAGACAUGGGAACAACACAAGUGUCACUCACAACAAUUGAAAGCAUUCUCAUGAUGACCCUUGAAUUGGAAACACUGAUCUUACCUAUCCGAAUGGCCUGCUGCCUCUGCCAAUUUAAAAAUACUAUUGAGGUUGUCUGCAAGACAGUCAAACUGCACUGUGACAGUGAUUGCCUGACAAACGUCACAUUUUGUGAUGAGAACGCAUCUAUAGGGAGUGCAGAAGGGUCGUUCAUGAAGGUGUUACAGGCCCGGAAGAAGAGCACCAGCACGGAGCUGACCAUUGAGCCCGAGAGGGCGUCCUCAGACAAAAGUGCGGUCAGUCUGUCAGCCUUCAUGAAUGAGCAGCUGGACUUUAACGACGAAAGUGAUGUGAUCAGCGCACUGAACUACAUACUGCCUUAUUUCUCAGAGGGAAAUCUAGAAGAUGUUGAGUCAACAUUAUUGCCCUUCAUUCAACUUCUUUUUACAAAUGCCCAUGAGGGAGAUAUGCCACUGGGCCAUUUCAAAAACAAUACAAAGAACCCUUCUGUUAAGCCUAUAUACAACAAUUCGACUUAUAAAAAUAAAUUGAGGAAACUCUACUUUCUGGAAAACUUGUUAGAUGCAGAAAUUCAAGAAAAAAUUGAUGAGGUUAAAAAGAAAGAAAAAACGGCCAUGCUUAUCCAUGCCAACCUUUUGGGUCCCAAAUUUAAACGCCAGAUCUUUCCGAAGAAACUGGAAACAGCCCAAUCACAGGAAAACAGCCUAGCUGAGAUUGAGAACCCAGGGCAAAGGCUGCUCAGAGUGAACAGGGUCCUCAAGCGCCCGAGGGGCCUACAGAAAAGGCACUUCAAAGAUGCGGGAGAUGAGAGCAGCGAGAAGAAACAGAAUGCCCAGCCAAUUGUGGAGAACACUGCCAAAGAAAGAAGGCUCAGGAGGCCAUCCCCAAGGGAGCUGGACGCGCUGGACAUGGUGCAGAGGCCCAGGAAGUUAGUGGGGAACUCCUUCAACACAGAGCCUUCGUUCAUAAAGGAACACAAGGCAGCAGUCUCUUCUUUUCUGAAGCAGUACUCUCGGGGCAGGCCUUCCGACCCCCUCCCUCCAAAACCCCAACCUGAGGUUCAAAACAAAUCCAAAGACUUAUCCUACACCAUUUUCAUUUUAGAAGAUGCCGACGCUAGAGUGAGAAACAUGAAGUCUUCCAAACCAGUCUCGCAUUCCAGAAAAAAAUACCUCUUCCAUAAAGCUCGCUCUCGGGUGGCCCACAAAACACCAAAGGCCAAAACUAGCCGAAAGCUGAGAAAGAAAGGUUCAUUCAGUAGAAUGAUGCUGGCCAGAAGGCCUCUGUUCUCUGCAGUGAGGAGUCUCAUCAAUUCCCCUCCACGAGAGGCAUUUUCAUCUUCAGGAUUACUGGAUCCUCAGGAAAAUCGUUUUUCAGAAUUAUAUUCUCUUUCAGACCCUCCUAAAGAAAACUCUAGUUCAGUGAACAAUACUCCACAUGUUUCUGAAGCAGUUAUCUCUUCGGGAAACAAUACUCUGCCCAAAGAAACCAGACCUAGAAUCACCGCCCAUAGUAAUGUCUCCAGUGCACAUGCUACUGCUGCUGUGGACUUCAUGCCACCUGUUCAGCACACCAACGAAACACAAUGGGAGUACCACAACGUGGGCAUUGAGUUCGCCUCUAAGCCCCCAAGUAUCAGUUUCCCAGUGCUCUCCCCAGGCGAUCAGUUUGAAAGUCAGCUUAACCAGCAGCUACGGUCCCUCAUCCCCAACAACGACGUGAGAAAACUCAUUGCUCACGUCAUCCGGACUUUGAAAAUGGACUGCUCUGAGACCCACGUGCAGCUGGCCUGCGCCAAACUCAUCUCCAGAACAGGCCUCUUGAUGAAGCUUCUCAGUGAGCAGCAAGAAAUAAAGGUGUCCAAGGCAGAAUGGGAUACGGACCAGUGGAAAACUGACAACUACAUCAAUGAGAGCACAGAAGCCCAGAGUGAACAGAAAGAGCAGGAGUCCAGUGAGCUCACAAAAGAAGUUCCAGGUUACGGCUAUAACAACAAACUCAUCUUGGCAAUAUCUGUGACUGUAGUAGUGAUGUUUUUGAUUAUAAUGUUCUGUCUCAUUGAGAGACAGAAACAGGGCUUUUUUGGAUUCCUGCUGCGUAAGAGGAGCUCAGGGACAAGUGAGAGUCAGGAGGGCUUUUUCUGGAGGCGGCGGCCACUUUGGCUUCGGGACAUGUACAGGCCUCUCAACGCCACACGCAAGAAAAACAUGGCGCAGAAGCUGCACGACAAGGAGUCUUCAGAAGAGGAUGAGAUUUUCAAUAAGGAUGCAGGGGGGGCCCCUGCAGCACCGACAGAGGAGGCUCCUCCGGGCACAGACUCGGCUGCUGAAGAGCCAACGGGGGAGGAGAGCGAGGCAGCCGCCGACACCGCCACAGAGUGA
Messenger RNA from Capra hircus (goat), 6312 nucleotides. Its product is annotated as leucine-rich repeat-containing protein 37A-like. Gene Ontology annotation, molecular function: protein binding. Lineage: Eukaryota; Metazoa; Chordata; Mammalia; Artiodactyla; Bovidae. The record is from RefSeq and is a predicted model, not a curated record. The transcript has 18 exons. The coding region runs from base 1 to 6312 and encodes 2103 amino acids.